Molecule: messenger RNA, 1098 nt
Organism: Didymosphaeria variabile
Lineage: Eukaryota; Fungi; Ascomycota; Dothideomycetes; Pleosporales; Didymosphaeriaceae
Exons: 1
Coding region: 1-1098 (365 amino acids)
Biological process (GO): protein phosphorylation
Molecular function (GO): ATP binding; protein kinase activity
Source: RefSeq, a predicted model, not a curated record
AUGCCGAUAGCAUCGGCUCUGACAGUUCUUCAAAAUCCCUGGGUCGAUACGUCGCGAGAGGGGACCUAUGAUUCCAGCUCUAUUAGGCAGGACCUAGAGAUGAUGGGAAUCCAAUGGAGCCCCGAGCUUCAAGACGUCCAAGAGAACAUUGAACCGGUUGAGCCCGUCGUCGGAGUUCCACCCUAUUACCUAGAGGUGUUGGAAGCUGGACGCGGUGUACAUGGGACUGUAGUACUUUGCUUACCACGGCCCUAUGCUAUCGCUGCAAAGCAUGACAGCAUGCAAGGAAGCCCACACCCUAUUGCAGAGCUAAAGUCUAAGCUAGUGGCAGCCAAGACCGCUAAAGACUGGCCCGCGCCCAUCAAGGCGGCGCAGAACGAAGCGCGGAUCCAUGAGAUGCUCGCAGCAGAAAGCAUGAGGCGCCUCCGCGCGAGUACUCUUCCUCAAUUUGCUUCGCUUCGGGGCCGAUCCUCUAUUGAUGCGUCCCCUCUGCAUGGUUUAUCUGUUCAUAAAACGUAUUGGCUAGCUAUCGAUGCAAUUGUUCCGUCAAUGACUGUGGCAGAUCUUUGGUGGGAACAUCCCCCGAAGCUUGAAGGCGAUGCUGAGGUACUCAUGCUUCAAGUCUUUUGCGGCUUGUACGAUGCUAUCCGAUUCCUCCACACAUGUAAUCCUCCAAUCGUCCAUAACGACGUCCACGCGGGUAACGUAAUGCUCCAACUAUCGGAUGGGCUCCCCCGAGUGGUUCUGACUGAUUUUGGGUCUGCUAAACAAGAAGAAAACGACUUCGACUUCCAGUGCGUCCGUAACAUGAUCAAUUUCAUGUAUGUCGAAUCUCUUGAUUUCCAUCGGGAUAGCCCCACUGUUCCUAAAGGCUGGCCCGAGUUCAAGGACACUUUGAUUACUCGCGAUUAUCCGAACAUCUUUGAGCCAUUGCUAAAGUUGGCAGAACCUCUGGCUCGAUCAGCACUGGCGAACGUGGAUUCCAAGAGCAAAUCUGAUAUUUCGAGCCGCUUGCAAGAAGCUGCGAAGCCAAAAGAAGCUAAGCUCUUGACCAAUUUCCAGCGUAUGGGUCUCCUUCCAGGCGGCGAAGUGAACUGA